CAUUGCCAGAGCAAUCAUUCUCCCGUGUCCAUGGCGGUCUAGGGUUGCUCAGAUCAGACUCGGACGCCUAGGGCAGGUUUACGAUCCCUUUUCUUACCCCAAGCUAGGGUUUUCGCCUUUUAAUUGUUAACUCCGUCGAUGUCCGAUGAGACGUUUUAGACGAUGGCUAGCAAUGAGGAUGCUCAAUGCGCUUUAGCUUUAGCAAACGACGACUUACUCGUUACUUCUGGCAAAUGACGAUGCUCACUGCUAACAAUUGAUGUUAGGAAUGACAACAGCCUGGUACUCGUCAACAAUGGCAUUGCUCAAUACUCGUUGAAAAUGUCGAUUCUUAUCAUUCAUUGUAAUGGUGACGCUAGCACUGGGGAGAUGCACUGCCGCUUAGCAAUGGCGAUGCUCACGCUUUAAGUUCUUUCGUUGAACCUGCCCGUCGGUCAUCACCAAAGCUCAGCUAACCAACAUCCCAAAGGAGGCUAGGGGUCACUGACAUGACAACCACUAAACGCGCCGGACGCAGUGACCUAGGCUAAGUCCGUCCGUCGGUCAAUCAUCGAAGCUCAGUUAGCCAGCAACACAUCGGACCGUUAAAUCGGAGCCAUGGCGGGGUCGUUCGACGACCCGGAUUUAGCGGUGGAGGACUACAUUCCCAAGGACAAGGAAGACAUGCAGCUGAUGCGGGAAAGAUGGUCCAAGCUGCUGCUGGGGGACGAUCCCUCCGGGGGAGCUAAGGGGUGCGGGCCUGCUCUUGCCAUGGCCAACGCCAUCACCAGCGUCUCAGCAUCCAUUUUCGGCGACGGCCUGCGACUGCGGCCGUUACCAGAGGAGGACGAGCGCAAGUGGCGGCGGGAGAUGGGCAUCAUGGUGUCGGUGUGCCGCCACAUAGUCGAGCUGGCACCUGCAUGGACCACCCGGCCUGACGGCUCUAGAUUUGAGGUGAUGCGUCGCAGUGUGCGAGCAGACCUUCGGAUUCAGCUGCCGGCACUCAGCCAGCUCGAUACUAUGCUGCUGACCAUUCUGCAGCACAGCCAGUCGGACGAGUACUACUACGAGGACGAGCUGCCAGGGGGCGAUCUAACCCAGGAGGACGGUGAGGAGGAGGAGGAUGAGGAAGAGGAAGAUGAGACCGAACGCGGUGACGAUGAUGUUGAUGAUGAUGAUGAUGAUGACGACCGAGAGAGCUUUGGAGAGGGGAGCAUAGGAGGAAGCAGCAGUGGCAUGGGCGGUAUGGGCGGCAUGGGGGGGUCGGCAGGGGACCUUUACGGCGCGGCAGACAAGCCGUUCAGGCGCAGUGCUACAGCCCCGUCCGAGCGACCCGCUACUAGCGCUGGCCCGUAUGGGUCCGGAGGAACGGGUGGGCGGCUAGGAGGGGGUGGUGACGGAGGAGAUAGGGGAAGGGGAGGGGGGCGGGGAGGGAGCCAUGGGCAUGGGUCGGGGCAUAACUCUGUCCAUGGGUCAUCAACGCGUGGGUCGUCGACACGAGGGUCGUCAGCACAUGGGUCGUCAGCUGACGAGGAGGAGUUUGUGGAUGAUGAGGCGCGCUUCAGCCAGGCGGGGGAAUUUGACGGCGUGGAGCAGCAGCAGCACAGGCUUGGCUUGGGCUCAUCGCCUGGAUAUUGCGCUGAGAGGCGGGGCAGUGAGGAGGACUUUCAGCAGCAGCAGAUGCAGAUGCAGCAGCAGCGGGGAGGGGGAGGAGGGGAGGGAGAGGAUGCAUGCAGCAGUGGGAGUAACACGGGGAGUAAUGCUGGGAGUGCCACGGGCAGCAGAGGGGGAUCGAGUCCGAAUCCCGGCUCGUCUUGGGGCUUCCACCAGCGGUCCAGCAGUGCGGCCACUCCUGCUGCUGCUGCUGGUACUGCAGCCAGUGGGAGCACAGGAGCAGGUGGAUACGCAGGUGGAUCUUCAGGUGCUCCUUCAGGUGUUUCUUCAGGUGGUUCUCCAGCCUCGGGCAAGCGCCGGGUGUCGUCGCGGUCCUCCAGUUUCAGCUACGACUUCUCGGCUCUUCUAGGCGGCGGAAGGAGCCGCGGGGGAUCCAUCACUGCUGCUGCUGCAGCAGCAGCUGGGGUGGGGGGGCCAGGAGUAGGGGGGGGCAUCCCUUCUGGUGGUGGUGGUGCUAGUGGGGGUCUCAUGAGGGGACUCAAACGAAGUGUGACUGAUGUGAGGGAUAAGAGGAUCACUCCAGAAGCCAUGGGAGGGCCACAUGACGGGGGAGGAAUGGGAGGAGGCGAAGAUGGGGGAGGCGGCAACCAGGUGUGGCGGUGGCGGAUGAAGCCGCGGGUGCGGGGCGCGCUGGGGGAGGCGUUGGUGCGGUGGCUGGAGCAGCAGAUGGAGAAGACGAGCCAGAUCAUGAAGCUCGCCAUGACCAUCAACCAGCAGGUGCUCCAAGACAUGGAAGUCCCAGAAGCGUUUGUGCAGCGCCUGCCCAAGAACGUGAGGGCGGUGGUGGGCGACAGGGUGUAUGCAGCGCUGCACGCCAACCCAUUCACUGACGAUAAGCUCCUAUCAACAGUUGACCUUUCUAACCAGAAAGCGGCACUCAAGCUCGCCUGCAAGCUGGAGGCGGCUGAACAGAUCUGGAUGCGGCAGCUGUUGCUAGCAAGAGACCCCCAGCUGAGCCACACAUUCACCAGCAGCAGCCGGGAUGCGGUGCGAUUGGAGGAGAGCCUUCAGCGCGUGUCCUCCUGCCUUGCUGCCAUCCGCCGGCGUUGGCCCGACCUGCCACAAACAACUCUGGAUUUGGCAAAGAUCGCUUUUAACGGGGACAUAGGCAAAGCGGUCCUUGAGAGCUAUUCCCGCGUGCUCGAGGGAGCGGCGUCCAACAUCCGGUCUAGGAUCCGCGACGUGCUGCACGCCAACUACCUCUUCUUGAACCCGCAGCAGUUCAUGGACCUGCCGUGCGACCCGCACCCGCAGGGCCUGCGCCACCCGACCUUCAGCGUGCUCAUGCCGGAGACCGUCUUCGACGCCGUCUCCCUCUCCAGCGACAACAGCGAGUCCACCAACGGUAGCGUGCGCUCCUUCGACUCCAGCCGCAGUGGCGGCAGCACCCGGUCAGGGAAAGGGGCGAGGGGAGGGGGAGUGGGUGGAGGAGGGGGGGGAGGAGGGGGUGGGGAUGGUGCAGCGGGGUUGGGUGCGGCGGUGGGUCCGGGGUAUCCGAGCUCAGGGGUGCUGGGGAAGGCCUCGGCCAAGUGGGACAUGCGGCCGCCUCGCAGCCCUGAGCUGCGCAGCCCGUUGAUUGCGGGUGCUGGUGGCGGGGUAGGGGUAGGGGGAGGGGCGGGAGUGAGUGGGGGUGGAGGUGCCGGGGUUUAUCCUUCUUCGGGGUCUGGGGGAGGUGGAUCUGGGGGAAGCUCGCCCUCUGCCAGUCCCAGCCGGCCGGUUCAGAGAGAUAGGUUUCUGAGGCGCACCGGGUCGUUGCAACCCACGGGGCGGCGGGGGAAUCGGUCGUUUGGAAGGAGCCAAAGCGGGGGGAUGGCGGAUGAAGUCAUGAUGGGGAUGGAUGGGAUGGGCGGCGGUGGGGGGAUGAUGAUGAGCGGUGGUGGGGGGAUGAUGAUGGGGGGCGGUGGGGGAGGAGCGGGGGGAGGAGGAGGAGGAGGAGGAGGAGGAGGGCGUGGAGGGGGAUCGCCUGGUUACCAGGUUUCGCCAUCGCGAGGACCGGUGCAAUUUUCGCCAGGUGCUGGGUUGCCGCCUCAGCCUCCAGCAAGGACUCGAUCCGCCAGUGCAGACUGGAGUUGACCCUCUGAUCCUUAAGAUUUUUUUUAUUUUUUUUUUCCACGUUUCUUUUCCCAACGAGCAAUGUUGCAUUAUAUUCAGACAAGACAACGGGGGUAUUUAUGCAUAUACAACUCAAAUGACA
Messenger RNA from Closterium sp. NIES-67, 3847 nucleotides. The record is from the annotation of a GenBank genome assembly. Lineage: Eukaryota; Viridiplantae; Streptophyta; Zygnematophyceae; Desmidiales; Closteriaceae.